Molecule: messenger RNA, 2153 nt
Organism: Phalacrocorax carbo (great cormorant)
Lineage: Eukaryota; Metazoa; Chordata; Aves; Suliformes; Phalacrocoracidae
Source: RefSeq, a predicted model, not a curated record
GAGCCGCCCCCUUCUGCCUGAGCUGCACGCCCGCCGCCGCCUCUCCCUCCCCCCUUCCCUCUUCUCCCCCCUCCUCCUCCUCCUCCCUCCCCUCACAGGUGUUGCCACUAACGAUGCCCCUGAUUGUGUUUUGCCCGCAGAUCGUCCGGCGCUGCUGUCCCUGCUGAUAUCGCCCGCCUCAGGACGCCGGGACCCGGAGGCUGCGGCGUCCGCCUCCGCCUCCGCCUCCCUCUCCCUCUCCGUCUGGAUAUAAACGCCCCCACGGCCUUAUUCUCCUCGCAUACUCGGCUUCGUCGCAGCCCGGGGCGAGCAGCGUUGGGUUUAUGUCUUUAUUGGACGAAAACGAGCUGUUGCGCAGCCACUGGUACCUGUAUUGGGGAAACAUAGCAUACAAGCAAGAACCUUACAGCCUCAGUGGCGAAAAUUUUUUCAUGUCAGAGACCGAGAACUCUUGCAGUCGUUUAUGUCAUCCCGUCUUCUCCAGACAGAAGAUACCAAAAAACUGCAAUCAAAGAUCUCUUCAUCUUAUUGAUAAAGCUACUAAUAAGGCAAAAUGUCUGUCAACGUCAACCGCAGUGUUUCAGAUCAGUUCUAUCGCUACAAAAUGCCCCGUCUGAUUGCCAAGGUGGAGGGCAAAGGAAAUGGAAUAAAGACGGUUAUAGUCAACAUGGUUGACGUUGCAAAGGCGCUUAAUCGGCCUCCAACGUAUCCUACCAAAUUUUUUGGUUGUGAGCUGGGAGCACAGACCCAGUUUGAUGUUAAGAAUGACCGUUACAUUGUCAAUGGAUCUCAUGAGGCGAAUAAGCUGCAAGACAUGUUGGAUGGAUUCAUUAAAAAAUUUGUUCUCUGUCCUGAGUGUGAGAAUCCUGAAACUGAUCUGCAUGUCAAUCCUAAGAAACAAACUAUAGGUAACUCUUGCAAAGCCUGUGGCUAUCGAGGCAUGCUUGACACAAACCAUAAACUUUGCACGUUCAUUCUCAAAAACCCACCUGAAAGUGGUGACACUGGUACAGGAAAGAAAGAAAAGGAGAAAAAGAACAGAAAAGGCAAGGACAAAGAGAAUGGUUCUGUGUCCAGUAAUGAGACACUUCCACCCCCACCACCAGAGGAGAUUACUCCUCCACAGGUUGUGGAAGAGGAGGACGAUGAUGACUGGGGUGAAGACACAACAGAAGAAGCCCAGAGGCGUAGAAUGGAUGAAAUUAGUGACCAUGCGAAGAACCUCACACUUAGUGAAGACCUGGAAAGAACAGUGGAGGAGAGGGUCAACCUACUGUUUGAUUUUGUGAAGAAAAAGAAGGAAGAAGGUGUCAUUGAUACUUCUGACAAAGACAUUGUAGCAGAAGCAGAGAGACUGGAUGUAAAGGCUAUGGGCCCACUGGUUCUCACUGAAGUCCUUUUCGACGAAAAGAUUCGUGAACAGAUAAGGAAAUACAGGCGUCACUUCCUUCGUUUCUGCCACAACAACAAGAAAGCUCAGAGGUAUCUUCUCCAUGGCUUCGAGUGUGUGGUAGCCAUGCAUCAGUCUCAGCUUAUUUCUAAAAUACCACAUAUUUUGAAGGAAAUGUACGAUGCAGAUCUUCUGGAAGAAGAAGUCAUCCUUGGCUGGGCAGAAAAGGCCUCAAAGAAAUAUGUUUCAAAGGAGCUUGCCAAAGAAAUCCGUGUCAAAGCUGAACCAUUUAUUAAGUGGCUAAAGGAAGCUGAAGAAGAAUCUUCCGGUAAUGAAGAAGAGGAUGAAGAUGAAAAUAUAGAGGUGGUGUACUCUACAACUGCCAGUGUACCUAAAGUUGAAACUGUGAAGCCUGCAAACAAUAAAGAUGACGAUAUUGAUAUUGAUGCCAUUUAAAGUGAUGCAACAUAGCUUCCAGCAUAAUAAUGCAAACUUCUCUGCAUUUUCUGCCAGAAGUGUGACUUGUAUGUGCACAAGCUGAAAUGGCUUAACAUCCUGCUACCCUUUUACUCUUAAAAUGUAUCUUUUUACUGUGACUGGUCUUGUGUAACUAAGCCUAAUACCAAGGAGUCGGCACGUGGAUGAACUGAUUUAGUUUGCAACUGGCAUGUUCUAUUUUGUUUUCCUAACUUGUGUUGGACACAUGCUUGGAGCACAUUUAUACAGUUGUGGAAAUAAAGGAUUUGGUUUUGGUCAGUCUUCA